Chlamydomonas reinhardtii is the source of this 4320-nucleotide messenger RNA. RefSeq lists its product as uncharacterized. NCBI's taxonomy places the organism in Eukaryota, Viridiplantae, Chlorophyta, Chlorophyceae, Chlamydomonadales, Chlamydomonadaceae. The record is from RefSeq and is a predicted model, not a curated record. Gene Ontology annotation, cellular component: cytoplasm; ubiquitin ligase complex. Gene Ontology annotation, molecular function: protein binding. The transcript is spliced from 2 exons. The coding region runs from base 343 to 3180 and encodes 945 amino acids.
CUGUGCAAAGAAGGAAUUGCGCUGUUGCCUCUGGAUCCAACGCUCCUUUGUUCGGGAGCUAGAGCCAGAGGCCUAUCUUUAAUUUCGGUUUGAGCAGGAAUAGCUCGCAUUGGUUUCGCAUUAGUACAUAAUAGGCUGCACCGGCGAAACAAUAAAGUUUGCUCGCGGUGCUCGCAGUCCCGCCUUGCUUCUACCUCCCUGGCAUCUGCUAUUGCAUUAGAGAGCAACAUAUAAGUCGCAUACCGUACCCAGAGUCGCUUUACAAGCCCGCGCGCGAAGCCUCAGUCCGCAUGUCGCCCACUUAAAUAGCUGCCGGAGCCGCACCCUGACAGUCCAGCCAUCAUGGCAGCGAACGAAGGUCAACCAACGCUGCUGACAUGCUGCAUCGUCAUCGACGGGCCCUCUGGCGUGGUGACGCGGGCGCUCCCGCCACUGGGCCCCCAGCGGCAACCUCACCCGCACCCGCUGCGCGCCUUCGCCGGCCACCCCCGGCAGGCCGCCUUUCAUCCCCCCCACUGGCCGCCAUCCGCCUCACCAGCCCUGCACGAACCGCCCGUGCCGCCCAUCCCGCGGACGCAAACGCUGGUGUCGUUCUUCGGCUCGCGAGAACUGCGGCCGUUGCUGGGCGCCGACGGCCGCUGCGGGCUGCAGCUGGGCCCGCCCCUACAGCUAUUCGAGGCGCCGCCCGCCCAACUCCCUCCGCCUCCGCCUCCGCGUCCCGCCCAUGCGCAUGCUCCUCCCCCUCCACACCUGGGCCGGGAGGCGCCGCCGCCACCCCUCCACGGCCCCCACGGCCACGGCCCUCCACACCACCACCACCACGCGCCGCCGCCACGGCGGCCCUUCGCCCCCGCCGCCGGCUUCGGCCACAUGACCUGGUGCCCCUUCAGCUCCUGCCUUUACAUCAUCGCGGGCCAGGCCAUUCUCCGUCUGACUCACGACGAUUCCGUCAGUCUGGUGGCAGGCGACGCCUCCGAAACCCUUCGACGCGACGGCCCUGGGCCGGGCGCGCGCUUCGUGGCCCUUCGUUUCCUAACUGCAGACGGGCGAGGCAGCCUGUAUGCGGCGGACGGGACGCGGCUGCGGCGCAUCCGCCUGCCGGCGGCGUGGCGGGCUGGGAACGCCUGGGGCGGCCUAGAGGCGGUGGCGGAGGCGGAGGUGGGGGCGGUGGAGAGGGAAAUGGAGGAUGGGGCUGGCGGGAACGGCGGCGUUGAGGCGGAUGGGGCGGGUGCGGAGGCGGGCGCGGAGGGAGAGGGGCGUCCGGAGGGCGGAGACGGCGGCGCUGCUGCCUCUGACAGCGACGGCGAAGCCGGCGCUGACGCCGAGGCUGAGGGCGAGGGCGAGGACGAGGACGAUGAGGGACCGGUGGCGGCGGCGGAGGCGCUGGUGAGCACGCUGCCUUUCGAGGCGGCGGCGGAUGUGUGGGGGCUGACCUAUGACGCCUCCCGCGAGUACAGCCAGCUGCUGCCGGGCGAGGGGCUGGACGGGUUCGUGGAGGCCGGUAGCGGCGUGGGAGGCGACGGCGACAGCCUUGGCGUGGCGUACGGCAGUGGGGCAGUGUACGGCGACGGCAUGGGCCCGGAUGCUGGCCCCAGCGGCCGCGGCGGCUGGGCGUACGGCGGCGGCGGCGGUUACGCGUACGGCGGUGACGGCGGCGGCGCCGCCGCCGCCGCCAGCGCCGGGCGGCAGGGGCGGCGGCGGGGCGGGCGUGACGUUGGGGCCGGUGACGCCGAGGUGUGUGGCGGCAGCCUCAUCUACAACACCGAUACCGCCAUCUAUCGCGUGCCCCUGCCACGGCCGCGGCCGCGGACUCGGACUCGGCGGGGCCGGCAACGGCACGGCGCCGGCGCUGGCGCCGGCGCCGGCGCCGGCAACGGUGCUGGUGCUGGUGCUGGUGCCAACGGUGGCAGGGCUCCCGGCGCCGGUGCUCGGUCAGGCAACGGCGGCGGCGGUCCAGGCGGCGGAGGCGGCGGCGGCGGCGUGCUGGCACCGUGGCUGCUGGCGGGUAAUGAGUUUGAGGCGGGCAGCACGGACGGGCGCGGCGAGGAGGCGCGCUUCCUUAACAUAUUCGGGCUGGUGGUGGACGGCUGCGGCUGUGUGUACCUGGCCGACCGCGACGUGGAGCGCGGCGUGAGCGUGGUGCGCCGAGCCACGCCCGACGGCGCCGUGGCGGUGGUGGCGGGUGGCCUGGCCAACGACCUGGGUCGGCCCGCGCUGCUGCCCAACGGCCACCUAGCGCUAUGCAGCUACGACGUGGAGGGGGUGCACGUGGUGGCCACGGCGCUGGCGCCGCCGCCGGGGCACGCCGCCGCCGCGGCGGCGGCGGCGCGGGCGGCGGCGGCCGCGGCGCGCAGCGCCGCGGAGCUGCGGCGCGCUGUGGCGGCGGCGGUGGCGGGUGGCGGCGGCUACGGCGCCGGCGCCGGGCUUGGAGGCGGCUUUGGGCUGGGUUUGGGGAUGGGGAUGGGAUUGGGGAUGGGAGGGGCAGGAGGAGGAGCAGGAGGAGGAGCGGGGCCGGCGGCGGCGGUGCGGCGGACGCUGGCGGCCGACUGGGGCGCGCUGCUGGACACGCCGCCGGACGGCAGCACCGACCUUACCAUCCGCGUGGGCGAGCGGCGCUUCGCCGUACACCGCCUGGUCCUGUCCUGCCGCUGUGACUACUUCCGCCAGCGCCUGGCGGCAGGCGGCGGCUUUGCGGACGCAGCCGCGGCGGAGCUGGAGCUGCCGGACGCGGACGCCGACGCCUUCGCGCUGCUGCUGCGCUGGCUGUACACGGGCGGCGUGUGCGUGCCGGCGGCGGCCGCGCAGGCGGUGGCGGAGCUGGCGGAUCGGCUGCUGCUGCCGGAGCUGUGUGCGGAGGCGCAGGGCGUGGCUCUGCGCGGCGUGGGGCCGGACAGCGUGGUGGGGCUGAUGCUGUGGGCGGAUUCGUGUGGCCCCGCCUUCUCGCAGCUUCUGGCAGCGCUGAAGGGGUGGUAUCUAGAGCACCAGGAGGAGGUGGUGACGACGGCGCCGGACAGCCUCCGGCGGCUGCGGCAGGCGCCGGACCUGGCGGUUGAGCUGCUGGUGGCGGCGGCGCGGCGCGCGGCGGCGGUGGCGGCGGCGGCCGCGGCGGCGGCGCCGCCGGCGGGGCAGCGCCCCGGGCAGCAGCAGCAGGGACAGCAGUCGCUGACGUUUGUGUUUUAGUGGUCGGGCCACGGGCGUGGGUUGGGAGGCGUGGGAAUGGAGUGCAAGAAUUGCAAGAAUUGGUGAUAAGCGGCAGGGGGAGCGGCAGCGGCCACGGUAGGGGCAGAGGCGGAAGCAGGGAGCGGGAGAUGACAAUGCGCGGUUUUGCACUUGCACUUGACAUUCACGGCAUUUGCAAGGGGUCCGUGUGUGGCCAGUAGGGAUAGGUGUAUCGAGAUGGCGUAAAAGCGUUACGGCUGCUGACAAGUGUUGAUGACUGGAAGAUGCACGAACGUAAACGUGCAUGAGUGCGCGCGUGAGCUCUUGCCACGUUUUACGUGUUACGUGUUAGCAAAUCGCAAGGGGAAAGAGCCACAAGGGCAAUGUUGCUUGUGUGUUUGUGCGCCCCGCCAAUUGCACGCGCAUGCAGUGCGUGUGCGCAACAAGCGGGCUAUGUCGUAACCUUGUUUGCAAACAACCUGCAACUGCUAUGUGCAUUACGAAUGCCCUGCGCAUGGACGCGCACACGGGUCAUUGGUGCCCAUUGCGUAAUGCGCCUAAGCUACUCCAAGGUCUGGUGCGGUACGGCCCUGUGGGCUGUGGCAUGCGCCCCACUUACUUUACCAAGCAUGACGACACCACACCAGGUGACCAGCCUGAAGUCAUCAGGCAUUGCAAUUCCCACAUUCCUCUCACCUUCCUGCCAAAUCAACCAAACGUGCGUUCCAGACAACCCAGCCAGCGUUCAUCUGCCGGGCAUGGGACUGGGUGGUGCAGGGCUCAACGGAGGCGGGGGCGGGCUUUGGCGGCAGCGGUGGGGGUGGCGUUGGGGGCGGGUUAGGGGGUGACAGCAGACGUUGAGGUGGGGGCGGAGUGGGAGUUUGGAGGCUGGGCGGAGGGGGAGGUGGCGGCGCAGGGCUGGGCGGCGCAGGACUGGGCGCUUAUGGCCUUAUGGGCGAGGGCUGGGAGGUAUAGUUACGAGGGAGGUUAUGCUGGAGGGUAGCACGGUGGGUAGGGAGGCGCCGGGGGCAGUGGAGGGAAGCGGCGGCAGUGUGGGCGGAACGCCCGCCAAGAUGAGACACGAUGAGAGGCACGGCCGAUGGCGCCGAGUUAAGCCAUCACCACGCCCAGUGUUCCGGCCAGUUGUAAUAGAUCUACUGU